AUUUAAAACGUGUUCGUAACACCAAGAUAAUGGACGAGAACGAGAAGAAGGCAAGGGAGCUAAUUGCUGAAGCGCAGAAGAAAAAUAAGAAAGGACUUUUCUCCUUUGGUUCAGGCUCAGAUAAAACGGAUGAAAUGAUAUCGUUAUACGAGAAAGCAGCAAAUUGUUUUAAGAUGGCACACAAUUGGACUGGUAAUUAUUUACUGAGCUUACAUUUCAUUCAAUACUUUCAGAGGCUGGUAAUGCAUUUCUAGAAGCUGCAAGCCUUAGUUUAAGCCAGAAGUCAAAACAUGACGCAGCUACACACUAUGUGAAUGCGUCGUUAGUUUUCAAGAAGGAUGAUCCGAAGAAAGCCAUACAGUGUCUGACAAAGGCCAUUGAAAUAUAUACUGAGAUGGGUCGAUUUACAAUAGCUGCGAAACACCAUCUAACUAUAGCUGAAAUUUAUGAAAAAGAUCUAGUUGACGUUGAGCAAGCUAUUCGUCAUUACGAACAGGCAGCUGAUUAUUACAAAGGUGAGGAGUCCAACAGUUCAGCUAUGAAGUGUCAGCUUGCCGUGGCUCAACUCGCAGCUCAACUCGGACAAUACGAUAAGGCGGCAAGUUUGUUUGAAGAAGCUGGCAAAGCAUCAAUGGAAAAUAAUUUGUUGAAAUAUGGUGCCAAAGGACAUCUUUUCAGGGCCGUAAUUUGUCAUUUCUGUGUAGACUUGAUCAAUGGUCAAAAGGCCCUUAAAACCUAUGAAGAAUGUUACCCUAUGUUUUCUGACUCUAGAGAAUGCAGUCUAAUGAAAAAAUUGUCAGAAGCUUUGGAACAAGAGAAUGUGGAAGCAUUCACAGUAGCUGUUCAAGAAUACGAUAAUAUAACUCGACUUGAACCAUGGAUCACGUCAUUAUUGCUUAAACUAAAGAAAACAAUAAGUGAAGAAGAAGAUAUCACGUAAUUUUUCGAUUUGAAGGUAAAACGCUUAGCAUCAUUCCAACAGACGUUUUACUUUCUUACAUUCCUGAGCAAACAUCUUUACUCCACCUUCGUGAUAUGGUAUCUUUAUUUGUGUGUAUGCAUGUAUAAACAAUAUGCCUGUUCCCUUCUUCUUUGCACGUACAAUCAACUUGAUUGUUAAGUUUAAUGUUUUCCUCUGAAGUUUAUUCUCUUUACAAACAUUUCUAGUUGAACUUUCAUGCUAUCGUUCUCAAGUUAUUUCCUUUCUUUCCUCUUUAAUUUCAUUGUAUAAUUUUACACAAUAAGGUCAUACAUAAUAUUGGUCACUGAAAACUAUGAUACCUAUUGUUUUAAGUUUCAUAUCGUCAUCUUCAGACUAUUUAAUCCUCAAGUAUACCUUUUGUUAUUAUUGUUGACUCUGCGCAGGAAUCAUGACUACGUUUUUCUUUUCUCUCUUUAUUUUUCAAGAAGCACUGGUGAUAUAUAUAUGCAUAUAUAUUUUUUCCGUUUCACUCAAUCUCACAUACGACAAUUUAUUGGUUUCUAUAUGUACUGCACUAUUCAAUUACUUGUUACUGAUAAAAAAAUGCCUACAACAUCUGUUCUUAGUACACAUUUCCGAAAUCUGUUAUGCAGUAAUUCAUGUCGGGAUUUUUGGAUUUGCAAGUGUACGUAAAUCUGCGUGAAAACUGAUGAAUGCACCUCUUGGUUCACUUAGCCAUUUUUCUACAGGUCCAAACUAGCAUUUUAUGGUAGCAAGUUUAGAAAGUUACAGUUGUUCGUCCCUUCUUACUAUCAACAAUUGUAGGAAACUCCUUAAAGUUACCACUGCAUCACUUAAAGAUUUUGAAGUAUGCGUAGGAUUUAAUGGGCGCAUAACAGAUUAUCGAAAUUGUUAAUCAGCUUGUACAAUGCUAUAUGCCGUUGUUUAAACAUAUUUUGAUCAUAACUAUCGUGUGUAUGAGUGCGUCGACCACUAAGAACCCGCUUGAGUAAUGAAGUGGAUGAACAAAUAUCCAUACCACAAUAGACUAACAUUUCUAUCGCUUUGAGUCUAUAAUUUCCUAAUAUAUUGUAGUGAGUCAGAUAUGGUGAUCAAAGUCCAAUUAUUUUACCACUUUCCUUAUCAUUAAGAAUGGCUUGAUACCUGACUACUUUCUUAAAUGUAACUUUUCUUCAUUCAGCUGCAAAAUCUCUAGUCAGAUUCUUCGUUAUAGCAGCAACAGGCUUUUGUCAAUGACCACUUUUGUAGUGCGGUAUUAGUUCAUAUGUGUAUCCGAUAACACGAGCAGAUAUCGCCUGUUUGACCAGAAUGUUAUAGGUCUUAUUCUAACCAACACGCUCCAACCGAACACUAGUCAACGACAGGUUAAUCAGAAGACAAACACCACAAGAUUCGAAAAGAUGUGAUUAAUUAAAUUAUUCUGUCCAAAGUAUAUAAACGGAAUUUGUUUUAAUGACGUGAUAUAGUAUUCUCCAAAAAAAUUGAAUAAGGUUACAUGGGGUAUGCAACAAGAUGUCAAGAGGACCCAAAACUCCUCCAGUUUUCGCGAAUCCACAUUUUAUCGCCGAAGCAAAAAGAUACAGUAGUCACUAGUCCUCAUUUUGAAUGGUUCAUGAACAGACAAAAUGGAGGGUGAAACUAGCAGAAGGAAUUUGCAGGUUGGUUAACAGGAAUUUGGGCAUCCAGUUGCAGUAAAAAAUUAUGGGGUGAAAGUUGUCAUAGGUGGUAAACAUUUUGGAAAUAAGGAGUUCAAGAAACAUCAGCAGUCUAGUUGGCUGAAGCCGAAGAAAAAUUGAGUAUGAACUCCUAACAUAUUGACAGGAAUGAUUUUAGUGACUAAUAUGACACCUGCAUACGCUAACGAAACCAUGGAACUUUUCGGCAGUAUUUUAACACUGCUACCAUGGAGUUUGCCAGGUGCAUCGAGAAAAAGUGGAAAAUGUUUAUACGGGUUGGUUUGAAGAAAGGUUUGAAGUCACUUUGCGUUGAUAGGAAAUUUGAUUCGCUGUGUUUAUUACAGGUUAGUUAACCACCGCUCCGAACGGUUGGAUUAUAAAUGGUCUACUAUCGGUUGUUGAUCGCCAGAAGUUCUAGUUAAUAGUUGUAACUCAUUCUCAGCUGGAUGACAACUUUUGCAAAAGGAUUAGUCACUAUUGGGGUCUAGGGUGGAAGCAGAAAACCAAAAAUUACUCCAGGUAAUAUUCAGAUCCUAAUAGCUGGUGGCUUCAACAAUGCAGCACGACUCCGAGUCAAAAGUCCGAUUGUAACCUGCCAGAUGGCUGCACAGUACGAAAAAUUAACGACAGCACCCUCUGUGGGUCGGACGGCGUAGCGUCACACACUUCUCCAGAAUCAAUAGCCUAGGGCUCGAUGAGAUCCAACGUUGAUGCUGACCAUGAUAGUUUUACCAGACUCGUCAAGCUGAAGGCACCCGGUUAAGCAUCCUAGCCAUUCCGCACGCUGUAGGGCUAUGUUGCGCCACUUGUACUCGACCCUCUAGUCAGUUAGUUGGAGCGCAUCGGUAUCUUGGCACGGCCUCACAAGUAGACUAUUCCAUCCAACUACGCUACUGUGUCAUUUCCCGGUCUCGUAUUCGUGGGUAUAUAACAAGUUCGAAUAAUUGGUAACUGGCUUCCGCGUCUGUCGAGUUCACACCAGAACAAUUCCAAAACUAAUGAUCCCGAAGUGACAACAAACUCGGAUCAGGAACAAAUCUUAAAUUGGUGAUCCCACUCCAUUUUUUUACCUGUAUGUUGUUUUCAUUUUGAUGGCCUUUAUAUAUCCAUAUACAAAUCCUUCCCAUAUCCGACCAUAUUACGAGGCUUAUCCGUAUUAAGCUGACUACGAACAUUAUCCAGCUUGUGUCAUAGUGGCCAGAUAAUGCAGAAACAUGGUCUCCGUAUGCCGAGGCAGAUUUUCGAGAAGACCCUCAUUCUCAAUUUCUUGCUGUCAUAUUUUCACUACCGCGGGAAUUAAACAGACAUGUUACAGCGCAUAUGUUUAGUCCUGAAGUGAGUGAUCCUUAUGCACUUCUCGAAGCUGCAGUAUUGAGGAAAGGUCAACUCACAGAUCGCCAGCGCCAAGAACGAAUUGCUUUGUAAUAUCGAUUUAGGCAACAACUCAGCCACUGAUGUCCCUGUGCGCAUGCGAGAAGUAAUGAGCACACGAACGUUCGGUAAUAGCCUUUUCCGAAAACUUCUUCUCGUGAAACAACCACAACCGGUGCAAGCCGUGUUAGUGACACUGCAGCCAGUUCCACUCGAUGACCUGGCAGCCUCGGCAGAUAAAAUACUGGAGAUGUCCAGCAGUCCAGUCUCCAAAGCAUAUCCUGUCUGCGAUAAACCAAUGAGCCAGGACUCAGAAGUAGUCAAGCUGUGCAACUCUGUUUAACAGCUGCUACGAACUCGGAGCUUCAGGUUAAGUAGCGCAUCACAGAAACGCAUCUCAGCCCAUCGCAGCAACUCACGUGGUUAUCCAGAAACGAAACGUAACAGGGUGGAACACAGCCGUUCACUCUACGUCACAGUUAUAAAAACGAAAGUUCACUAUCUCGUCGACACCGGUCCACGAGUUAGCGUUCUUCCCGUGCUGACAGUGAAGCGUCUCCAAGGCCCAUCCUUCGACCUUCAAGCAGCUAGCGGCAAGGCAAUCGCGACGUUUGGGAGACGGUAUACCCAACCCAACUUGGGUUUACGUAAACCCAUUCACUGGAUUUUCCUCCUUCCUGGUGUUCCUGUGCCCAUCACUGGCACAGAUUUGCUGCGCCACUACAAUCUACUCGUUGAUGCCCAUCAUUGAUGACUGACAGAUAGCAACAGAAAGUUAUCAACUGACGGCAUCACCUACGUAGGCCCGAGUUUAGCCAGCGCAAACGAAAAACACUCCGGCGACGCAUCCUCUCAUGCAGUGUUGAAGAAAUAUCCGGAGUUACUACAGCCGAAGCAUGCCCUUCCGUGUAUAACCAGAAAUGUUAUGCAUCACGCCACAAACACAGGUCCACCGGUGGCGUCCAAAACACUCAGCCUAGUCCCCUGAUAAGCUCAAAACGGCGAAAGGUGAAUUCGACCACAUGCUACAACUAGGCACUAUCAAACCUUCAGGUAGUCCUGCAUAUUCCGAGUCUGUCAGCUGACCUACAGGGCUUAGGCCAACUUCUGUGAAGUCUGAAGCACCAAAGUUUAUGUCUACUGUUGGGGUUGCAAAGAAAUCAAAUGGGAGCGUUGACGGUGCACAUUCUUUGAGAAUACCACUAGUGGUCAAUUCAUAUGACAACUCCGCAUUAGCCCUGACAUGGCUCGAGAGGUUCUAUUAGAAAGCUGCGAUUAGCAAAACAGACUUUCACGGUACUCCCAUCACAGUUGGAUGCAGCACAACAACUCACUGUCUACCGAUUCAGACACAGCACCAUGUCAACAAAUAUGGCAAGUGUCUGCCACUGGUCGGUAGGCGUGCCUGUGUUCCGGAACCUGUCAGAAGGCGGAAACCUGAACGAUGCACUGUCUGCCAGACCUAAGGCCUGCCCACUCUUCUCAGGUUUGCCGUUCUCGAGCUCUGGUUUGGCGCCGAAUAACUGUGAACCCUAGGACCUUGGAUACAAUGUAAGCCAGGCUAAUUCAUCUUUGGCUGUCAAGAGAAGAUUUCACCUCCUUCUUUUCAUCUGGCAUGAUCAAUAAAGUCCACCGGUCUUUACAGACUACCUCUGAUUGCCAUGGGCUACCUAUCACCCACAACACCCUUACUAACAGUCUCACUUCAAUCCCUGAAAGACUCACGUGCCACAUUCUGCUGCUUUCCACCGUUUCAGAUUCGAAAUGGAUCCCUCAGUUUCUUAGACAAUAGGAGAGCCAACAUCUGAGUCCCAUUCGGAUUGAGGAACGACAUUGAGCAAAUGAAGUGUUGUUGAGAGCCAAUUGAACUGUGCCCCCAAGUGUUCUGCUGAGCAUACCAUCCCCCUGUUCAGGAAGCUUGUCAGCGUUCCCUCCUUUUUCUGAUGAUUUUACUCGUAAUCAACUUCUUGUCGGUGUCACUAUUUAAAAACAUAAACAGUUGCCGAGUUUCCCCCAACGCAGGCGCCUCCUCAGUCUUUCUUCCCCAUCACCCAGCGCUGUUCACGAUACCUCACGUUUACGACUUGACUGCAACCUUAUGCAGAAUGAACAUUUUCUCCAAAAUCGAUUUGGUCAAAGCGUACAAACAGAUAUUUAUGGCAGCAAAAGAUAUCGCGAAAACAGCCAUUAUAACUCCUUUUCGCCUGUUUGAAUUCCCGCGCAUGUC
This is a messenger RNA of Heterobilharzia americana, 6217 nucleotides long. The record is from the annotation of a GenBank genome assembly. NCBI's taxonomy places the organism in Eukaryota, Metazoa, Platyhelminthes, Trematoda, Strigeidida, Schistosomatidae.